AUGUAUUCAAGGCAAUUUCUAUUUCUCUCUAUUCUCGUUGGCACUGUUUCCGCAGAUUUCUCGGCGAGUUUCAACAAAUUCCAAAUUGAUAAUUAUGGAAAAGGAAUCAAUGAUUUAUUGGCAAGAAGAGACAUCGGACCGCAUGGAAGUUAUGGAGGAGGCACUCAUGAUGGAAGUGUUAGAACAAGGUUGGAUCCAUUCAUUCUGAAAUAG
Molecule: messenger RNA, 213 nt
Organism: Caenorhabditis remanei
Lineage: Eukaryota; Metazoa; Nematoda; Chromadorea; Rhabditida; Rhabditidae
Exons: 1
Coding region: 1-213 (70 amino acids)
Source: RefSeq, a predicted model, not a curated record